This is a messenger RNA of Haliotis rufescens (red abalone), 1572 nucleotides long. RefSeq names its product putative mediator of RNA polymerase II transcription subunit 12. The coding region runs from base 1 to 1572 and encodes 523 amino acids. The transcript has 3 exons. The record is from RefSeq and is a predicted model, not a curated record. Lineage: Eukaryota; Metazoa; Mollusca; Gastropoda; Lepetellida; Haliotidae.
AUGGCGGUGUCGGUGAGGCAAUGCACACUCAUGACACAACUCAGCGAACAACGGCAAACACGACCAAGCAAUGUCAAUGUCAAUGUCAAGGUCGUCUAUGGAGAACGGAGCUCGACAAAGCUAUCUACCAUCAUCACAGCAGCAGCAGCAGCAAGUAGCCAACCGCUAUGUACCACCACCACAGCAGCAGCAAGUAACCAACCGCUAUCUAACACCACCACAGCAGCAGCAAGUACCCAACCGCUAUCCACCACCACCAUGGCAACAGCAAGUACCCAACCGUCAUCUACCACCACCACGGCAACAGUAAGUACCAAACCGUCAUCUACCACCAUUACAGCAGCAGCAAAUACCCAACCGUCAUCUACCACCAUCGCAGCAGCAGCAAGUAAUCAUAAGCUAACUACCACAACCACAGCAGCAGCAGCAGCAGCAAGUAACCAACAGCUAUCUACCACCAUAACCGCAGCAGCAGUAGCAAGUAACCAACAGCUAUCUACCACCACCACAGCAGCAGCAGCAGCAAGUAAACAACAGCUAUCUACCACCACCAUAGCUGCAGCAAGUAACCAACCGCUAUCUACCAUCACCGCAGCCGCAGCAGCAAGUAACCAACCGCUAUCUACCACCACCACGGCAACAGCAAGUAACCAACAGCUAUCUACCACCACCACAGCAGCAGCAGCAGCAAGUAACCAACAGCUAUCUACCAUCACCGCAGCAGCAGCAGCAAGUAACCAACAGCUAUCUACCACCACCACAGCAGCAGCAGCAGCAAGUAACCAACAGCUAUCUACCACCACCGCAGCAGCAGUAGCAAGUAACCAACAGCUAUCUUCCACUACCGCAGCAGCAGCAGCAAGUAACCAACAGCUAUCUACCACCACCAGAGCAGCAGCAGCAGCAGCAAGUAACCAAUACCUAUAUACCACCACCACGGCAGCAGCAGCAAGUAACCAACCGCUAUCUACCACCACCACGGCAACACAGCGUCAGCAAGUUGCUAACAGUUAUCUACCACCAUGGAGGAAGCAGCAAGAACCAAACCGUUAUCUACCAUCCUCGCAGCAGCAGCAAGUAACCAACCGCUAUCUACCACCACAGCAGUAUCAGCAAGUAACCAACAGCUUCAUACCACAGCAGCAACAAUUAACCAACAGCUAUCUGCCACCACCACAGCAGCAGCAAGUACCAAACAGCUAUCUGCCACCACCACAGCAGCAGCAAGUACCAAACAGCUAUCUGCCACCACCACAGCAGCAGCAAGUACCAAACAGCUAUCUAUCACCACCACAGCAGCAGCAAGUAACCAACCGCUAUCUACCACCACAGCAGCAUCAGCAAGUAACCAACAGCUUCAUACCACAGCAGCAACAAUUAAACAACAGCUAUCUACCACCACCACAGCAGCAGCAAGUACCAAACAGCUAUCUGCCACCACCACAGCAGCAGCAAGUACCAAACAGCUAUUUGCCACCACCACAGCAGCAGCAAGUACCAAACAGCUAUCUAUCACCACCACAGCAGCAGCAAGUAACCAACAGCUUUCUGCCACCACCACAGCAGCAGUAA